Messenger RNA from Gadus macrocephalus (Pacific cod), 3398 nucleotides. Its product is annotated as pentraxin-related protein PTX3-like. Lineage: Eukaryota; Metazoa; Chordata; Actinopteri; Gadiformes; Gadidae. The record is from RefSeq and is a predicted model, not a curated record. Gene Ontology annotation, molecular function: complement component C1q complex binding. The transcript has a single exon. Bases 2697 to 3398 code for a protein of 233 amino acids. Gene Ontology annotation, biological process: innate immune response.
UCAAGGCAGCUGGACUCUGUUGAGACCAACUCGUCCAGACCGAGGAAAGUUCACGUUCAACUACCUAAAUAGUCAGGUAAAAAAAGUUAAAAAGGGUCUUGAGUUGUACAGCCCUGACCCAUAGACAUACAGGAUGAAUAGGAUAAUAAUGACAAUACAAACAUACAAUACUACAGAUAGCUUGAGAUUAAUAAUUGGUGGCCAAUUCAGGGAAUGAUGACAUUCCCUGAUGGGCAUAUAGCCAAGGACCGUUUGGCUGUGAGUCAGACACCCGUGUGUUUGACUCACCCACCGUACUGUAGAACUGCUAAUUGGAUCACAUGGUCCUGCUGAAUUAACUGUGACGACGGGCCAACCACAUCAGAGCAGUACAUACUACAGCAUGUCAUCGGCCCUGCGGGAAUUUGUUGGUCUGGCGAGGUGCCAACGAUCAGUCAGUAGGAAAUUGUGGCGAUGAGCGAUGAGGUCAGCGGAGGCAAACAAGAGUGCGGGUUAUGGGAACUACGUCCAAUCAGAUCGAGCUCCGAUGGAGGCAUCUGCCCAAUUUCGAUUGGCCCUGACUCUCAAUCGUGCAAUGGAUCAGACACAAACUUCUCAAUGCCGAUACAUCAACCACACACACACACACACACACACACACAACGACACACACACACACAAGACAAACAGUGGAGUACACAAUCACAAGACAUGAAGUGGAGUACGCGAAGAGGGACGCAAUCAUGAAACACACACAAGUUAGUUCACUAACACACACACAUUGUGUUCAAAAUGUAAAUUUUUGACCUACAUACGAGGGGCUGUAUAAUCAUUUGCAGGUUGGCACGGUAACCACAUGAAGCACCCUGGAAAGCAGAAACAGAUGGGAGCUGUUUUUCACUCUUUCUACACAAGCACACUCCCACAGUUUUCCUGCUCUGUAAUAUUUCAUGUUUUAUAUAAGAAACAAAUAUGAAUCAGUAUUUUGCUCCCUGGUCUUAAGUAGAUCAAUAGUGUUCCUCAAUCAUAGAAUGUCUGGAGAAAGGUUGUAUUAGGUUGGAAGAGCUUGAAACUAGAGCAAUACACACACACACACACACACACACACACACACACACACACACACACACACACACACACACACACACACACACACACACACACACACACACACACACACACACACACACACACACACACACACACACACACACACACACACACAAUGCAUAUCUCCCACAGUGUUGUUUUGGCCCCAAGCACCCAACUCAAUAUUACAUUAUCUCAAAGGAAGCUUAUUCCGUUCCAAGGCCCUCACACAGAGUGCUCUCUGUCUCUCUCCCUUUCUCUCUCUUCUCUCUCUGUCUCUCACUCCGUCUCUCUUUCUCUCUCACACAAAACGUUGAGGUACGUCAUCGAGGUACAUCAUCAAAUACAAAUGCUAAUUCACAAUACACAAUACACAUUAAACAGUGUUUAACUGUUCGAAACCCUUCGAAACAUAAAUUACAACUUGAUGUACUGCGUAUGAUAACAGCUUGAGACAGCCACACGCUACUGUCUCGUUACCCUCGGGUUUAGGUCCACGCAUAAGUUAGGGUUCGGCAAACCCUGAAAUGAUACGCAUGGUUAAUAGAAGGUCCCUGAGUGACGCAGCGUGUUAGAAAACAUGUCAGGGUCAAUAAUGAGGAUGAUGACGUUGGUGACGAUGAAGCUGAGUCACUCGUCCCUCGCGAGGGGAAACCAGUUGAACUGGGUGACUGGGAGGCUUCCAGUACAAACCGGGGGGUUAACCAAUCAUCAUCAUCAUCAUCAUCUUCUAUUACAUCUUCAGCCCAUGUGGAGCAGGGAUCUUUCUGGCGACGACGUGAUUUAGGGUCGAUGGUCGUCUUUUGUACCGUUUUUUCUCUACGGCAAACUCUACGGGUAAGAAAACAAUUUAAAACUCGUAGAUUAUCUUAAUGCUGUUAAACUAUCAAUGCAAUUAUCUGAAAUUGAACAGGCACAGAAAUUAUGAAAUAAAUAGAAAACCUCUGGACAGCAAGUCUGGCGGGUCAAUCUAAAGUUUGAGCAUGAACUCAUUGACCUUGGUGGUGACCCUGGAUGUAACACUGAUCUGAACCAGAUUUCAGAGGGACUCUUAUCUAGUGCUGACGUCCAUGCGAGGAUGAAAAUAAUGGGAUGGAAAUUGGUUUGAUGACUGCAGAGACCCCAGGGGAGCUUGGCUCGCUACACACACUCCAAAUAUUGGAUACACUAAAUUACAGUAUCUGGGGAUAACAACGGUCAGAAAACAGGGGAGAGGGGCAUUCAGGAUACAAAAGAGCAGCCCCGUACAGAGUCCCUGUCUAAGCUCAGUGGAUCAUCUGGGGGAAACAAAUCAGUGUGGUUUAGUUUGGAACACAGAAAAGAAGACGGACGAUAUUUCAAACAACCAAACAAACAAUGACUACCUCGUCUGUUUCUCCUUACUUCAACACACAACCACCGUUCCACUCUCUCCAUCGUAUUCUCACUCUCCAACUUUCCACUUUUCUACAGUCUGCCAGACGACAACAACCGGCAGCUAGCUAAAGCGUGUGCAUGUGUGUGUGUGUGUGUGUGUGUGUGUGUGUGUGUGUGUGUGUGUGUGUGUGUGUGUGUGUGUGUGUGUGUGUGUGUGUGUGUGUGUGUGUGUGUGUGUGUGUGCAGGUUGCGAGUCGUCGCUGCUCUUCCCCAUGCGCUCGCGCCGCAUCUACGCGGCGGUGCUCCCCGGUGUGCCCCUCUCGCUCUCCGCCUUCACCGCCUGCCUGUGGGUGAAGCCCACCGCCGCCGCCGACGCCGCCCCCAACCGCACCGUGCUGCUCUCCUACGGGACGCGCCGCAACCCCUACGAGAUCCAGCUGCUCUUCAGCGGCAGCUCCGCCCUCUUCACCGUCGGCGGCGAGGCCCACCUGGUGGAGGGCCGGGGCGUGCUCAAGGCGGGCGGGCCCUCCGAGUGGCUCCACCUGUGCGGGGUCUGGAGCUCCCAGCAGGGACACGCCUCCCUCUGGGCCGACGGGAGGAAGGUGGCCUCCGCCCCCGGCGUGGCCGAGGGCCGGGUCCUGCCCGCCGGCGGCUCCCUCCAGCUGGGCCAGGAGCGGAACGGCUGCUGCCCCGGGUCUCCGGGCGGCUCGGGAGGAGCUGGAGGAGGAGCAGGAGGAGGAGGAGGAGGUAUUGGCAACGGGAGCGGGAUGUCGGGCUUCGAGGACGGGUUCGACCCCCGGCUGGCGUUCGCCGGGAAGAUGACGGGCGUCAACGUGUGGGACAGGGUGCUGUCCGAGGGGGAGCUGGCGAGCGUGGCGUCGCGGGACGGCCAUGGCUGCGGGCCCAGGGGGAACGUGGUGGCGUGGGCCGUGACGGAGAUGGUGCCCCACGGCGGAGCUCAGUUCAUCGACUGA